AGCAUCACGUCCAUUGCAGUUACUUUUCGAAAAUAUAUGUGUAAGUGUACACAAAAAACAAAUAUUGAAAGAUGUGAGCGGCAUUGUAAGACCAGGCCAAAUGCUGGCGGUGAUGGGACCGUCUGGUUGUGGGAAAACAACGUUGUUGGACUGUUUAAGCGGACACCGACGGCUUGACUCAGGCUCAGUACGCAUCAAUAGAGAAAGACUGUCGAAGAAAUGGCGAAGACGAAUAUGCUACGUGCUACAGCAAGAUAUUUUUUUCACUGGUCUAACUUUAAGAGAAACUUUAGAUUAUACUGCCAUGUUAAGAUUACCAGAGAAUAUGCCUAAGUCUGAAAAAUUAAGAUGUGUCGAUCACAUUUUAGAAGUAUUAGAGUUAACAUCGUGCCAGCACACAAAAAUAGGUGACUACAUGAAUCGUGGGCUAUCUGGUGGCGAGAAAAAACGUGCGAAUAUUGCGCAAGAACUCUUGACGAAUCCAUCGAUUAUGCUGUUAGACGAACCAACAUCUGGACUCGAUUCACAUGCCGCUUCCGAAAUAAUAUCUUCUUUGCAGCGAUACGCAGCGCAGGAGAACAAAACGGUUGUUAUGACAGUUCACCAGCCAUCUUCACAAAUGUUCCAUUUAUUCGAUAGACUGUUGCUGCUAUGCCGAGGUCAGACGGCAUAUUUUGGCGAUGUGAAUAAAGUUAUUGACUUCUUUCAAGACAUUGGCUUUCAAAUGAAACCUCAUUAUAAUCCUGCUGAUUUUAUCUUGGAACAAAUUAAGUCGUCUCCUGAAAAUAGAGAAAAAAUAUUAGCAGCGGCACGCAACACUCGUGUUUCCAUGAUUCCAAAUGAUUUGAAUGAAAUGAAAUUUUAUUCAAAAGAGCAUAACAGUAUAGUAGUAGAUGAAUUUAACAAAUUACACAACCUGAUCAAUAAAAACGAUCAUAAAAUUAUGACUGGAGACGACACCGGAUUUGAGAUAGAUGGGAAACAUCUGUGGGUCGAAACUCAUUCGCAUUCCAGUUCGACGUCGAGCGAUAGUCAAGACAAUGAGUUUCCAUUUGGAUAUCCGACUGGGUUUGUCACGCAGUUCAAAGUUCUUUCCAAGCGGAAUUUCAAAGAUGCUCGGCCUCGAAUGCUUUCCAAACUGAACUGGCUACAGACUGUGGCUCUGGGUAUUAUGGCAGGCUUGUUGUGGUAUCAAUUACCUCGCGAUGAAGCUUCCUUACACGACAUACAAGGAUGGAUGUUUUUCUCGCAAACGUAUUGGAUGUUAUUUGCCUUGUUCGGAGCACUGAGUUCAUUUCCGCCAGAACGGGAAGUUAUUUACAAGGAGCGAAGAUCGGGUGCAUAUCGACUCUCAGCGUACUAUAUAGCUAAAAUGGUUGGCGAAUUACCACUUGUUAUUGCACUUCCGACCAUUUACCAUUUAAUUAGUUAUCCUAUGAUGGCAUGCACCGAUUUUAGACCCGUCUUAUUCCUAAUGAUGUUAAUGUUCUUACUUCUGAACACAAUCGUUGCACAAAGUGUUGGCUUUUUCAUUGGAGCUGCGUGCAUGGAUAUGAAUUUAAGUAUUACACUAAGUGCGAUUUACACACUAGCAACGCAGCUCUUUGGAGGAUAUUUGUCCAAUCGGUUUCCACCGUGGCUGGAAUGGGUUCGUUACACGUCGAUGAUACAUUAUGCCUAUCAAAAUAUGCAGAUUCUUGAAUUCACGAACGGCCCUAAAAUAACAUGUGCUGAGCACAGCAAGUUUGAAGAAUGUACCAAUGGAACACGCUACAUACCAGUUGAGGCUAUCCUAGAAACUAGUGGCUGUUCGUCACCUCUGUGGUUCAAUACGCUAGUUCUCAUUGGUUUCUUGCUCGUAUUUCGCAUGUUGGGGUAUCUCGUUUUACGAUAUGUUAGGUGUCCAAAGUAAACUCCUGAUAUUUUAAAUCUAACAUACUAUAAGAUAGUAUAAAUAAAUUACUUUGUUAUAAUUUUUUAUUAUAUCAAUUUUAUUAUUACCUUUAUUAUAUUGUAACAAUUAUUCGCAAAUACACAUAGUAUAUACCUAUUAAUUAUGAUAUAAUAAUACUCCUU
Molecule: messenger RNA, 2076 nt
Organism: Culicoides brevitarsis
Lineage: Eukaryota; Metazoa; Arthropoda; Insecta; Diptera; Ceratopogonidae
Gene: E23
Exons: 10
Coding region: 101-1912 (603 amino acids)
Biological process (GO): transmembrane transport
Cellular component (GO): membrane
Molecular function (GO): ATP binding; ABC-type transporter activity; ATP hydrolysis activity
Source: RefSeq, a predicted model, not a curated record